This is a messenger RNA of Copidosoma floridanum, 1470 nucleotides long. Its product is annotated as IQ motif and ubiquitin-like domain-containing protein. The record is from RefSeq and is a predicted model, not a curated record. Lineage: Eukaryota; Metazoa; Arthropoda; Insecta; Hymenoptera; Encyrtidae. Gene Ontology annotation, biological process: flagellated sperm motility; cilium assembly. Gene Ontology annotation, cellular component: motile cilium; acrosomal vesicle.
AUGGGGGUCGAUGCUAAUUACAAAUUUCCUGAACCUUCCAGGCAAUUAAACGUGCUUCUGGAGGAGGAAGCUAUAAGAGUUUAUCGUGAUCGUCAGCAGCGUAUCGAGGACAAGGAUGGCGACAGCUUGAAUUGUUUACCUGAAAAAGUCGACGCGGAUGAUGGGAACGAGGAUCUUAUGGCCAACGAUCGAUCGUCUCUUUCUGCCCUCGACACCAAACAAGCCAUUCCGUCGAUCCAAGAAAUCAGCAGCCAACUCCACUUGAUGAAUAAUCCAGCGGGAACCAAUAAUGGGGUCAACAAGCCCUCGGAUCUCGCGGUUUUGCGGAGCUUAGUGGAGUACUGGAGUGUCACCGAGGAAGCGAGAAUCCGCGAGUCCUACAACGAAGCCGAGUCGAGGAUCGCGGCACGUGCGAGGAAGCUGGAGCAGGAGGUCGAGGCUUUGCGGGCGAUAGAGAGCUCGAGGAGCAGCAUCGCUAGGAGAAGAGCUGAGCGUGCAAGGGCCAACUUUCUCCACGUGCUCGCGAGGCCUGUUCUGCUCAGAGGUGAUUAUUGAUUACAUUGGACCUUAGACAACAAACAGCCAGUAAGCAUCGACACAUUGAGCGUCCAGCGAGCCCGCGAAUUCAAAGACGUGUACGAUGCCCUGCGGACUCUGGACGACUACGACGACAACGACGAGCAACAGUGCGACCUAAGCAACCGCGUUGAGCUCCUGUACUUGGUCAAAAGAAUCGCGUCCCAGCAUACAUGUGCAGCAUCGACGAGCCUCGAGAACUUGAUAGACCAGGAACUGUAUCUGCUGGAGCAGGCUUCCUCACCGUCCUCGAGACUCGAGCCGUGGCGUCUAUUGAGACACCUGAGGAGCCGCGUGAGGCUCGCCUUUCUCAACCUAGCUAGGAACGCCUUAGCUCACCACGACAAUCGAGCCAAGGAAUCAACGCGGACGCGACUGUGCCCAUCAUGCGGGUGUCUCAGGGGACUCGAGGCUUUUGAGACCGAUCACCGCGAGCGGGUCUCAAGAACGUGUGUCGACUGCACGGCUCUCAGGACAGGGCGCCGACCUGGCCACUACCCAGAAAUCUACGAGAGGAUGCUCAGAGAGCUGCGAAGGCACGAAGCUGUUAGACGAGACGGUGCCAGCAGCCUUGCGUUCGUCGUGGGUCCAAAGGCAGUUGGUUACCUGGUGAAUGACAUAUGGCACGGGCGCUCGGUCUUUUCGGGGUGCGACGAGCUCGAGCGACUGCGGCUCGCGAGGCUUGACCCUCGCAAGCCCUGGACGCCGUGGAAUAAUCUGUUGGCAACGAGACGCGAGACUCGGAUGCACGAGGUGCUCGCGAGCGAUUCCUCGGGCCCACCGGAUGCCUACGACGGGGAGCUGGUUCGCAAACUCAGGAGGAUGAAUGCACUGGCGAGACUUUACUUCGAGUCAAUGGUCAGGUACCACUCGGACCCAGGGAUGUCUCUGUAA